Molecule: messenger RNA, 1179 nt
Organism: Capsella rubella
Lineage: Eukaryota; Viridiplantae; Streptophyta; Magnoliopsida; Brassicales; Brassicaceae
Product: NAC domain-containing protein 101
Exons: 2
Coding region: 10-1059 (349 amino acids)
Biological process (GO): regulation of DNA-templated transcription
Molecular function (GO): DNA binding
Source: RefSeq, a predicted model, not a curated record
UCAAAUAAAAUGGAGAGUCUCUCGCACAUACCUCCCGGUUAUCGAUUCCAUCCGACCGAUGAAGAACUUGUUGACUAUUAUCUCAAGAACAAAGUUGCAUACCCUGGAAUGCAAGUUGAUGUUAUCAAAGAUGUUGAUCUCUACAAGAUCGAGCCAUGGGACAUCCAAGAGUUAUGUGGACGAGGGACGGGAGAAGAGAGGGAAUGGUAUUUCUUUAGCCACAAGGACAAGAAAUAUCCAACCGGGACACGAACCAAUAGAGCAACGGGCUCUGGAUUUUGGAAAGCAACCGGUAGAGACAAGGCCAUAUACUCUAAGCAAGAGCUUGUUGGGAUGAGGAAGACUCUUGUGUUUUACAAAGGCAGGGCCCCGAAUGGUCAGAAAUCGGACUGGAUAAUGCACGAAUACCGUCUUGAGACCGAUGAAAAUGGACCACCUCAUGAGGAAGGAUGGGUGGUUUGUCGCGCUUUCAAGAAGAAACUAACCACAAUGAAUUACAACAAUCCAAGAACAAUGAUGGGAUCAUCCGCAGGCCAAGAAUCUAACUGGUUCACACAGCAAAUGGAUGUUGCUAAUGGUAAUUACUAUCACCUUCCUGAUCUAGAGAGUCCAAGAAUGUUUCAAGGCUCAUCAUCAUCGUCUUUAUCAUCACUACAUCAGAAUGAUCAAGACCCUUAUGGUGUUGUACUAAGCACUAUUAACGCAAACCCAACUACAAUCAUGCAACGAGACGAUGGCCAUGUCAUGUCCAAUGAUGAUGAUCAUAUGAUCAUGAUGAACACGAGUACUGGUGGUCAUCAUCAAUCAGGAUUACUAGUCAAUGAUGAUCAUAAUGAUCAAGUGAUGGAUUGGCAAACGCUUGACAAGUUUGUUGCUUCUCAGCUAAUCAUGAGCCAAGAAGAGGAAGAAGUAAACAAAGAUCCAUCAGAUAACUCUUCGAAUGAAACAUUUCAUCAUCUCUCUGAAGAGCAAGCAACAAUGGUUUCUAUAAACGGCAAUGCCUCUUCCUCUUCUUCUCCAUGUUCCUUCUACUCUUGGGCUCAAAAUACACAAACGUAAGAUCAAUCCUCAAAACGUGUGUGUAAAAUCCACACGCCUAUAUAUAAUUAAUUGAGGCUCAUGGUUAUUGCUUACAUAUCAUACAUAUACAUGUCUUAACGAUUACUGAUUAUUAUUUUA